AUGUUCUGGGGGCAGCAGAACAGUAGUUGUAAAGGCGGCGGCAAUGUACUAUAAAUUUGAACUGCAUCUUACUGAUUUAUAUUAUUGUUCAUUUUGGGUCAGUAUAAUUGAUUCCUAGCCAUAUUUAGCAAUAAUAUAUUUUAUACCAACUAGUGCUGCUCUUGGGGCAGCAGAACUGUUGUUUAUUUGUGCAAAUCAUGUUAGAUUAAAAUGUUUUUAAGGCUGUAGGGUUGGCUUUAAACGUGUUGAUUUAGAUUAUUGCUGCAUUUUGGGUUAGGAGGAUUAAAUCAUAUAUUCACAUAGGUUUGUUUAAUUGAAGAAUAUCUGACUACAUACAGCGUAUUGCUGCUCUUGGAGCAGCAGAAUUGAACCAUUGGCAUAAUGACUGUUUCAGAUGAGCAUUUGAAAUUCAGACACAGCAUAAUGCUGCUCUUGGGGCAGGAAAACUGAAACAUGUACAAGAUUAGUCUGUAGGGUUAGCAUUACCACUUUAUAUAGAGGCUAACGCUGCUCUUGGGGCAGCAAAGCACUGGUUUAAAAAUCAGAAGUAAUUAACUAUAUGUUUGAACUACAUCUUAUUGAUUCAUAUUCAUUGGGUCAUAACUGAACCAUGGUAAUAUCUAUCAAUAGUGUGUUUGGCUUUAAAUCAUGUGCUUUGCUACUGGCAUAAUGGCCAACCUUUUGUAAGAAAAAAAAUGAAAUGGGCACUGUAACUCCUGUAUAGAAGUAAUGGUACUAUUUUUUUGUUUUCAUGUUUUGUUUUGUUUUUUGUUUAGGAAAGAAAAUGGAGAAUAUCUGGAUUAAAGGUGUUAGACGAAAGCUGAAGAAGGUUACAGAUCCUGAUGUCAUACAAGAAGUAGUUGUUUUUGACGAGCAAUGGGACUUCAUGAAAUCUUAUAUCAAGAAAUUGGAAGAUGAAACUCAGAGCUACUUUAAAUCUCCUGUAUGUACUCACAAGAACUACUAUUACUACGCAUGUGAGCGGUCCAGCAAACCAACUGGAAAGAGCAAAGGAAAACCAACACAAACCAGGGCCAACUCUUGUGGGGCCUAUGUGUCUUUUAGAAUAAUAAGAGAUGCUGCAUUUACAGGUGCUGUUGUGAACAAAAUGUUAAAACACCAUGGACAUGAUGUUGACAUUCAAGAAGAGGGUGUAAAAAACCCUGUUGACCCAGAGCUACUAGGUUUCAUUGAAAUGUGGCUUGAGCAGGGACUGUCAGUUUCUGAAACACUUUUAAAGAGUGUUGAUUGGGCAGAACGUCAUGGACAUGUAGACAAACACAAUCGUCGUUAUUAUGUUACACCAGAAGACAUAAGAACAAUCAAAAAGAGCAUAAAUGCACUAUUUUUUCCUGACGUGAAUGAUAGUGUCAGUGUGGAUAUUCUAGCCACAUCAGAGCUGAAAGAAAACAUUUCUUUUUAUCAGCCUUUAAGUGAAGAAAAUCCAUUGAUAAUUGUAGUGCAGACUCCCUGGCAAAAAGAACUCCUGAAAUUACAUCCACAUCCCAUGAUGUUCAUGGACGCCACCUACAAAAGCAUAACUUCGUAUGGCUAUGCAUUCUAUGCACUUCUUCUGAGCAACAGCAUUGGUAGAGGAGUUCCAUUUGCAUACUUCAUAGUCAGUGAGGAAUCAGCAGCCACACUCUCUCUCUGUCUAGAAAAGCUUUCUAGCUCUAACCCUGGUUUUUAUCCCAGGUCAGUGAUGGUUGACAAGGACCUAAAAGAGCUCAAGGCAAUAGCACAGGUUUUUCCUUCAGCAAAGGUCCUCAUAUGCUGGUUUCAUGUUCUGCAGGCAGUACACAGGUGGUUGGUAAAGAGAGAUGGAGGAAACCUUCCAGUGGACCAAAGAAACAUGGUCAUUCAGGCAAUGGCAGCAAUGAAGGUGUGCCUAACGGAAGAGGAGUUCAUCAACACAGCCGACGUAAAAUGCAAGGAGCUGGAUUCCUACCUUGGCAGUUCACAUGUAACCGCCUACUUGAAGCCUCAGUGGAUUUCUUGUGGACAGCUGUGGUCCAAUUUUGGCAGGUCAUUCAGUCAUGAGAACAGUGAAACCAACAACAAAGCAGAAAGAUUCUUCCUUACAAUUAAAUAUCAGUUUCUAAAGGGAAACACAAACCGGCGGAUUGAUCAGCUGCUUCGCUUGCUGUGUGGAGAUCUCCAGAAAUAUUAUUGUUACAUGGAAGACUUGGCAGAAAUUGGACGGAUCAAGGGAGCCAACACUGAAGACUUUUCUAAUGCUGUCAAAAGUAUGAUUGAGAAAGGGCUUGAUUCAAAAUGUACAAUUAAUGAAAAUGGAACAUGUGUUGUUCCACCUGAUACAGGUGCACAGAAUAACACAGUUGAUUUGGUGAUGGUUAAAUGUGACUGCAGAAGAUCCAAAAGUGGUGCCAUGUGUAAACACAUUGUUUUCUCAAAAACAGUUGCACAGCAACAAGGAAUAGACAUUCAGGACAUCAGGAAUUCUGUUGCUAAAAAAAUAAUUAGCAGUCAUUCAUACUUUUCAGAUGAGGAAACCCUCACAGUCUUUCACAGUGAUGGGAGUUCAGGAACUAUAAAUCACAGAAGUUCAAACUUGUGUACAUGUGUAGCAAAUAGUUAUGGUGAGAAAUGUGUCUGUGUUUUGGUUCGUAGCAUCCUCUUCUUGGCGCAGACACCUUGUGAGCUGAUCUCAAAUGAUCCAGUUUGCCACAAAACACCCAUGAUAAAGUCAAAGGCUGACUUGCAGACCAUGCUAACAGACCUUAUUAAAUGGAGUCAAUCAGACAAGUACACUAAGAAUGAAGAACUGUACAAGACAGUCGAGAGGGCACAUAAGCUUGUUUUUUCAAACUUUUGUAGUCUGUCUAGAAAAAAAAGAACAACAGCACUACAUGCCUAUCGGCAAAGGAUAAAGAAAGCACAAAAAGCUGUCACUAUGAAUUACAUUUGUAAACGGAAAAGCAGAGGGAAAAAAAAAAAAUUAGUAAAAUUGAGCUAAAUGUAAAAAGAGUUUUCUCCAUCUUCAAGCUGCUCUUUAGAAGAUACAAGGUUUUAACAUUGUAAUAAUAUGCAAGUGGUUUACAAUGAAUGUUGAUGUCAAGUUCUUGAGACACUUUAAUGAGAUGUAUAGAAUGCAUUAUCUGUCAAUUGUAAUUGUUUUAAGUUAAUAACUACCACUGUCAGAAAUAUAAGAAGCCCUCUUUCUAUUGCAGUAUUUGAAAAGAAAAAGAGGCAAACGUGUUAGAAUCAUAAGAUGUUUUCAACAAAUGAUAAUGAAAUUCCUGUAAGUUAACUAUGAGCUGCUAAUUUAUAGUUGAGUUGAGAUUCUCUUUUAAAAACAUCUGCAAAACCCCCAAGUAGUCAACUUUGUAAUUGCAUAGAAUUGUACAAUGUACUUGUUUUGGAAAUACCUUGAUUUAGAUGAGUUUUCAUAAUUCCUACUGUGUGGAGUACCACAAUUGUGUCAUGUUUGGAUUUACUGAGAAGCUCUUUCAAAUGUAUUUGAUUUGUUUAUUUGAUUUACCAACUGCUUCACACUGGGAUUCUCCAAUAUGGUGGAAAAAUAAAAUAAACAAAUAAUAAAAA
Molecule: messenger RNA, 3564 nt
Organism: Astyanax mexicanus (Mexican tetra)
Lineage: Eukaryota; Metazoa; Chordata; Actinopteri; Characiformes; Acestrorhamphidae
Exons: 6
Coding region: 752-2977 (741 amino acids)
Molecular function (GO): zinc ion binding
Source: RefSeq, a predicted model, not a curated record